CAAUGCUAAUCUAAAAACACGUGUAACUGAAAAGGAAAAAGAAACAGAAAAUAUAUUAGCUUGUGUUUGUUUAGAAUGAAAAGAGAACGAAGAACAGGGGGGGGUUAGAAAGUGGCAAAGUGCCAUGUUUGUAACUCACAUGCAAAUCUAUGUUAUUAAUUACUACAGGCCAUUCCCGUUUUGUGAAUAAAAUAUAUUGAGAUUAUUAAUUUUGAAACGGCUGCUGUAAAUGUUUGGCCACUAUAAAAUGAAGAAAAAAAACCCAACAGUCCAAAACUUGAGAGAGGCAAACAAUGGCCACCCUAAUUGCUCCUAAGCACUUUUCUCCGGUUGAAGAUGCAGAGAACAUCAAGAAGGCUUGUCAAGGAUGGGGAACAGACGAGAGGGCUAUAAUUUCCAUACUAGGACACAGAAAUGCAAUUCAGAGGAAUCUCAUAAGGCUAGCUUAUGAAGAAAUUUAUCAAGAAGAUCUCAUCAAGCAACUUAAAUCUGAACUUUCUGGGGACUUUGAGAGAGCUAUAUGCCACUGGACUCUGGACCCUUCUGAUCGAGAUGGUGUUUUAGCUAAUGCUGCACUGAAGAAGGCCACACCCGAUUACCGGGUAAUUAUCGAAAUUGCAUGCAUCAGAUCUCCAGAAGAGCUCUUGGCGGUGAGACGCGCUUAUCGGCAUCGCUACAAGCACUCUCUUGAAGAAGAUGUGGCCUCUCACAUGAUGGGUUACAUCAGGAAACUUCUUGUUGCAUUAGUAAGCGCCUACAGGUAUGACGGGGAUGAGUUUGAUGCGCAAAUGGCGCAUUCAGAAGUGGAUAUUCUUCACGAGAAAAUCCAGGAAAAGGCUUUUAACCAUGAAGAGUUGAUCAGAAUUCUUAGCACAAGGAGCAAGGCACAGCUCAAGGCAACUUUCAACCACUACAGGGAUAUUCAUGGCACAUCCAUUACCAAGGGUUUGUCGGGUGAUCCAGCCGAUGACUAUCUAGCUGCAUUGCGCACAACUAUCCGAUGUAUUAGAGACCCUAGAAAGUACUAUGCAAAGGUCUUGCGCAAUGCAAUCAACACGGUGGGAACCGAUGAGGACGCUCUCAGCCGUGUGAUCAUCACACGUGCAGAAAAGGAUUUGAAGGAUAUCAAGGAGCUCUACUUCAAGAGGAACAACAUUGCUUUGGAUGAUGCCAUAGCUAGGGAUACAUCAGGAGACUACGAGGCAUUUCUUCUUGCCAUAUUGGGGAGAGAUGAGCUUUAGAGAAAUAAAUCCUUGGCUUUUAGAGAAAUGAUGUUUAUGCUUUAGAGGGAAUCAAAACAUUAAUAAUGUAUUCUACUUUAUUUAGAUAAUAAAAUUGAUUCUUUUU
Alnus glutinosa is the source of this 1347-nucleotide messenger RNA. RefSeq names its product annexin D8. Lineage: Eukaryota; Viridiplantae; Streptophyta; Magnoliopsida; Fagales; Betulaceae. Gene Ontology annotation, molecular function: calcium-dependent phospholipid binding; calcium ion binding. The transcript has 6 exons. The coding region runs from base 294 to 1241 and encodes 315 amino acids. The record is from RefSeq and is a predicted model, not a curated record. Gene Ontology annotation, cellular component: cytoplasm.